This is a messenger RNA of Durusdinium trenchii, 2135 nucleotides long. NCBI's taxonomy places the organism in Eukaryota, Dinophyceae, Suessiales, Symbiodiniaceae. The record is from the annotation of a GenBank genome assembly.
GCAGCCUUUAACUGUACUCCCUUUUACCAGGAACCAAUAUGUUUCGUCAAGAACCAAUCGGACACGAAUUGAUCACAGUGGGCGCAGCGGCAUCCUAGCGAACCGCUCAGCGCAGCUUGGCUGUUGAUCAGGAGAGAAAGAUUGUGACAGGAUUGGACAAACUAUGCACCUCUGGGCGCAGGGAUCCUAGCUGUUCUGUGAGUUCAAGUUUCAGCUCAAGCUCACCUGUUUUUCCGCGCGCCGAUGGGGGACCUUGGACUGCUGUGCACCUGGCUCAGUGUUUAUUUCUCUGCCGCCUGGUGCUGGGGCACUCCCAGCCUUCACGAGGCCUAUGCCAACUGUUUGCCUUUUUUAGGGUUGGAUCAGAGCCUACGGCGAAAGGUCUGGCAGCACAGGCAGAAGUUCACCCCCACCUGGAUCGUGGCCUUUCUCAAGACCUUUGAGGUCUUCAACUUGACACUCAGCCUCCUCAAUCCAAGAGUUUCACCUUCAGGGUUUCCUACUGUUUGAUGAUCUUUGUGUGCCUUCUCAAGCGAUCUUUUUGGCAUUUCGAGUGAGCUUCCCAGCCCAGUGGGCAACACAGUUCUUGCAAGACUGGCAGUUCUUCACAAACCUCAUUGGGAUGAUUGGCAUCCGCUGGUCGUGCCAGCCAGCCGCGCGGACAUGCUUGUGGGUACCGAAAGUCUUCUCCGGCCUUUGCGUUUUUUCUUCACUCAUGUGUCACGUGCAUUAUCCCAACGAAAUGCAGCAUGGCAAUGCUUUGAUCUGCCUGGCGGUACACUUGUUCAUCGGCGAUCCGUACUUUGGUCUCGCCUUGAGAGUCGCCUUGAUCCCCUUGGGCGCGGGAUUGCGGAUAGGCGGUUGGAUGGCAGACUCCAAGGAUUUGAGCUUGGUCAUGUUCUUCUUCAUGAAUGAAGCGCUCUGCUGUUUUGCCUUCCUAUUGAUUUUCAAGUACUUUGAGUUCUUGUUGGGCCAACUUCAGCAGACGGCCACAGACCUCCAAGUCCAGAUGCAACAGAGGGAGCAAGACGCCAGAGAGACCAAGGAGACUCUUCUGGCGGCUCGCCGGCUGUUGUCCGUGACCUGCGACUGUUGUGAACAGCUGACGGAGAACUGGGACAUUGCUGAGCCGUCACAAAGCAUCUUGGCCUUGCUGCAAAUCAAUAAUCCCGAGGAAGAUCUGAAGAUGGUGGAUCACGGCAUACCAUUGACCUUGCCAUUCUUGGAGUUUAUUUGGGAGGAAGAUCAGGAACGGUUUGUCCAAUUUUCUCCGUCCUCCUUGCAUUUGCGCAUGAAGACUUGCCACGGUCAUUCCUUCGAGGCACAACUCUUUCAUGUGGAUGUGCCAGGUGGUCUCAUUGGCACUACAAGGCACCUCAUUGGGAUCAGUAAAUUAGAGGGUGAGAUGCACCGUAUUCCUGAACAUUGCCCCUUGGUGUCUUCCCCUUUCCUUGGAGCGACUUCCGGUGACACGCGCAGUGUGUCCUCUAGCGGCAGCGGAAUCUCCGCGGCGAAGAGCGAGCAGCGCAGUUUCCGCCACUCGCACGCCGCAGCAGACCACUCGCAGCCGGAGCCACAAGCGCCUGCAGCAUGGGGUGCGUCCGACGUGGAUCGUUUCCUGCAGCAGAUCGACUACAUCUCCCUGCAGCUGGAUUUGCGUCUGGCCGAGGGUUACCCGGUCCGUGCCCUACAGCUGGUCUUUCGUGACCCACCUCAGGCCAUGCACCUGAAGAACUGGACGGCACGGAAGUGCCAGAAGCAACUGGAGCAGUUCCUCCAAGGCCUGACGGACGAGACCUCUCCCCUCUCGGCGAGCGGAGCCAUGGAGUUCCGGGUGCCUGGCCUGGAGAAGAUGCGCUUCAGGGCGCAUGAGCUCCGUGUAGAGCCGGCAUUGGAGGAGCAAAGGCUCUCCAUCAGACUUGACUUGAAGAGUGUGAAGUUUCGCUAGCCAUUCCGGCAGCCCAAACCUGGCAGAGUCCAUGUGAGAUUCGAAAAGAAAGACUUGACCAAGCCCAAUUGUCGGCAUAGGUAUCAAAAAAUAAAAAGAGCAUCAAAAUAAAAAUAAAAACAGGAUCAAAACAAAAUUACAAAGCGAAUCAAAAAAUAAAUAUUCCUUGAUAGGCCUUUUCUGCUGC